Molecule: messenger RNA, 900 nt
Organism: Synchiropus splendidus (mandarinfish)
Lineage: Eukaryota; Metazoa; Chordata; Actinopteri; Syngnathiformes; Callionymidae
Product: homeobox protein prophet of Pit-1-like
Exons: 3
Coding region: 1-900 (299 amino acids)
Molecular function (GO): DNA binding
Source: RefSeq, a predicted model, not a curated record
AUGUGGAAGGACGCCAGCAACGACGACUCCAGGACCGGCACCCCCGGAGGAUCUUCCUCUCGCAGCACCAGCCGCAGGAAGAGAACCAGCUUCUCCAAAGAACACGUGGAGUUGCUGCGCGCCACCUUCGAGACCGACCCUUACCCCGGCAUCAGCCUCAGGGAGAGCCUGUCCCAGACCACCGGACUCCCCGAGUCUCGCAUCCAGGUUUGGUUCCAGAACAGAAGAGCCCGUACCCUCAAGUGCAAAGGAGCCAAGAAAGGUCUUUGGCAGCUGGAGGGUCAAGUCCCAGAGAGUCACUCCAGGAUGAGGGGGUCCCCACCUGGAGCCCUACUGCCACAGAGGCCCCCACCUGCUUACCCAGUCCAGGUGAAGGAGGAGGUGGACGACACUUGCCUGUUCGGAUCUUGUCCCUCGACCAUGGAAGAGCAAGGAUACUACCAGUCCAUGUUUGGUCGUCAGCAGAGGGUGGGAGGAAGCCCAUCUCAGAGGGGGUACUGGGCACAAACCGGAAACCAGACCCCGCCCAUGAUGCCACGCUGGUGCCAGCCGCCCAUGGAGAUGAGGAAGUCCAACCAGCCCUUCCUGUUGCCCAGAUCAGCGGAGCAGCAGAUGUACAUGUUCAGAUCCACCUCGCACUCGUCCACGCCUGACACCCCAGACUCUGGAUUCUGGGACGUCAGUCUGGAGAACAGCCCCCCCAUGGAGGGUCACUACUCACAGAUGGACGAUUCCUGGAGCGGGAUGUCGCUCGACAGCAGCAAAGAUAGCGCCCUCCUGCCGGUGGCCCCUCUGCCCGAGCUGUCCCUGCAGGAGAUCCUGGGCGAGCUGGACGAGGACUGGCUGGGAGGAGAAGGACUGGACACCAACGCCGGACAGGAAAAGAUCGUCCUUACCUGA